AUGCCGGCUCUCGCAGACGCUGGAUACUAUGUCGUGGCCUUCGACCAGCCAGGAUAUGGCAGGACGACCGGGUGGGACGACUCGUCCUUUCCCAAAACAAAUAUGUCUGAGUUUACCGUCACCAAUCUAGUACGAGAUGUAGUCGUACUCGUACACGCUCUAGGAUACCGCGAGGUGAAAUGCAUUGUCGGCCACGACUUCGGCGCCGUUACCUCUUCCAUGUGUGCGUGGAUGCGGCCGGACCUCUUCGAAAGCGUGGUCAUGAUGUCUCACCCAUUCAAGCAGCACCCCGGCCUACCUUUCAAUCUCGUCCACGGUGACGGUACCGAGCCUUCGCCGCAGGUGGAUAUGCAGACCGAGCUGGCGAAGCUGCCUGAGCCGCGAAAACACUACAAGUGGUACAAUUCCACGUCGACCGCUGCAAUGCACUGGUAUUCUCCGAACCAGGGCCUCGAGACCUUCCUGCGCGGCUACUGGCAUGUCAAGAGCGCAGACUGGGCAGGAAAUGAUCCACAGCCUCUCCAAGCUUGGAGUGCACAAGAACUAGCCAAGAUGCCUUUCUACUACAUCAUGCCCUUCAACAAGUCCAUGCCUGAGACCAUCGAGUUGAUGAUGAAAGACGAAGACGCAGACAAAACCAAGAGCUGGCUGUCAGAAGAAGCGCUGCAAGUGUACGUCCAGGAGUGGAGGCGUACGGGUUUCCAAGGUGGACUCAACUGGUAUCGGACAAUGACAGACCCUGAGAAGAAGAAGGAUAUGGAUCUGUUCGCGGGUAAGAAAAUCGAAUGUCCUUCAAUUUUCAUAUCAGGCGCGAAGGACUGGGGUAAUUACCAAGAACCAGGGGCGCUCGAGAGCUUACCAAAGGCCUGCUCGCAAUUCAAGGGCGUCAAGAUGAUCGAGGGUGCGGGUCACUGGCCACAGCAGGAACAGCCCGAGAGGGUCGCGAAGGAGAUUUUGCGAUUUCUGCAGGACCUAUAA
Molecule: messenger RNA, 978 nt
Organism: Didymosphaeria variabile
Lineage: Eukaryota; Fungi; Ascomycota; Dothideomycetes; Pleosporales; Didymosphaeriaceae
Exons: 1
Coding region: 1-978 (325 amino acids)
Molecular function (GO): hydrolase activity
Source: RefSeq, a predicted model, not a curated record